Molecule: messenger RNA, 3229 nt
Organism: Hyaena hyaena (striped hyena)
Lineage: Eukaryota; Metazoa; Chordata; Mammalia; Carnivora; Hyaenidae
Gene: EXTL2
Product: exostosin like glycosyltransferase 2
Exons: 6
Coding region: 624-1616 (330 amino acids)
Cellular component (GO): membrane
Molecular function (GO): glycosyltransferase activity
Source: RefSeq, a predicted model, not a curated record
AUCCUGAGGUGGCGACGCGCAGGCUGGGAUAGCUGGCUGGUUGCGAGCCUGCUUUCGCCCGCCCGACCGCCUACCACUGAUGUUCCCGGAUGCGCCGGUAUCCAGCGCUUGCCCUUUCCGUUGCCCCCUGUUAACUAAAUCCCGGUGCUUUAGGUAGCAAUGCUUUAGAACGCAGAACACGUGGCCGCCAGUGUGCAGAAGACUUGAGUGAUGGUUUUGCUGGCUGGACUCUGGGGGCACCCAAGUCCUAGUCAUCGGGCCCCCAAAACAGCGCCAGGCCUUCCGUACUAAGAAGGAAGCAGUCAGUAAAUGUCUUUCUAAAGAACGUUAAAUGUAUCAGAAGAAGCCCUUUAAAGGAAACUCCUAGGAGACCGCGUUGGAAUUGAGGUUUGGGUUAUCAAUCCAGCGAAUGAGGCUGGGUGGAUGCACGCUGCUGGGUUUAGAAACCCAAAAAUCAAAAAAUGAGCAAGCGAGAGGCCCCUUCCGUUUUAUGAGAACCAGGCUGCAAGCAAGUAAAUCGGCUGUCCGCACUGCAAUCUUCUGCACUCGAGUGCCACGAGAUCCUGUCCCUAUCAAUUAAGAAGCCAUAAAGAAAAUUUUUAAAAAAUUAAAACUUUACCAUAAUGAGGUGUUGCCACAUCUGCAAACUUCCUGGAAGAGUGAUGGGGAUUCGAGUGCUUCGUUUCUCUUUGGUGGCCAUCCUUGUGCUGCUGCUGGUAGCCGGGGCUCUGACCACUUUACUUCCAAAUAUUAAAGAAGACAAGAUGCUCACUCUGCGUAGGGAAAUAAAAUCCCAGGGCAAGUCCACCCUAGAUUCCUUUACUCUGAUUAUGCAGACGUACAACAGAACAGAUCUCUUAUUGAGACUUCUAAAUCACUAUCAGGCAGUGCCGCACCUGCAUAAAGUGAUUGUGGUGUGGAACAACAUUGGGGAGAAGGGACCCGAUGAGUUAUGGAAUUCUCUAGGGCCUCACCCUGUCCCUGUGAUCUUCAAACCACAGACAACAAACAGGAUGAGAAAUCGGCUCCAGGACUUUCCUGAGCUGGAAACCAAUGCGGUGUUAAUGGUAGACGAUGACACGCUAAUUAGUGCCCAAGACCUUGUCUUUGCUUUCUCAGUUUGGCAGCAAUUUCCUGAUCAAAUUGUAGGAUUUGUUCCUAGAAAGCAUGUCUCUACUUCAUCAGGUGUCUACAGUUAUGGAGGUUUUGAACUGCAAACGCCAGGGUUUGGAAAUGGUGACCAGUACUCUUUGGUGCUGAUUGGAGCCUCAUUCUUCCAUAGCAAAUACCUUGACCUCUUUCAGAGGCAACCCGCAGCUGUCCACGCCUUGAUAGAUGAAACCCAAAACUGUGAUGAUAUUGCCAUGAAUUUUAUCAUUGCCAAGCACACUGGGAAGACUUCAGGGGUAUUUGUGAAACCUGUCAAUAUGGGCAAUUUAGAGAAAGAAACCAACGGGGGCUAUCCUGGAAUGUGGCACCGAGCUGAGCACUUUCUGCAGAGAUCUUAUUGUAUAAAUAAGCUUGUUAGUAUCUAUGAUAGCAUGCCUUUAAAAUACUCCAAUAUUAUGAUUUCUCAGUUUGGUUUUCCAUAUGCCAAUCACAAAAGUAAAAUAUGAGAGUAAAACAAACAAAAUCAAACCUCAAAACUGCUUGGUAUUUGAGUAGCUUCUCUGCACUAGGAUUGGUGGGGGGGGUUGUUUGUUUGUUUGGUUGGUUGGUUUUGGUUUUAGUUUAGUUUUUCUUUUUUUUUUUUAAGCAACAUCAUGAAAUUUUAUCCACUACAGAAGUCUCUACAGAGGAAAAAAUGUACAGUGUUUCUAGGACAUAAAAGUCACGUGAACUUCAAAAGCCAAGAAUAUGGUACUCUCUGGUACUCUCUGGACAGGUCUUCUUUCAAGGAGUUUUCCUCCACAGAGAGAACUCCUUGGCCAGCGAUUUUAAUGUUUACAUUCUGAGACUUCUACAGUUUCGUUGACUUCCUGGCAUUUGCCUUAAGGACGGAUAGCAAGUUGUCUCUAGGAUCAGAAACUCCAGAGAAGCAUUUCUCAGCGUUUUCAUUAAAGGAUGAUCGUUUUCAUUUGAAGCCUGAAAUGCCUCGUUAGCAAAAGCCUGUGGUGUACAGAAAAGCCAUGUGAGGGGGGGAUAAUCUCAAUCCCAUAUAAAAACAAGCAGAAAACUCAUGACUACCAGUGCUUUCAUUGUGGUCUUUCCAGCACUAACGCGGCCUGGCAUAGUUUCGAUGCAUCCAUCACUGCUUUUAUUUUCGUUGAUACGUCUGUUGUGACUAGGAGUGUUCGUUUCGGUAGCUGAAAGAUGUCUCGUUGAUUGCUUGGUUUUUGUGAACAUUUACUGCAUGGAUCACAGAAAAGUGUAGCCUGCGUUUCUCAUGUGCAAUCUAUGUGCAGUAAGGAGUGAAUGUGUUACUAGAUUCAGGUAGCGCAUUUUGUCCCUGAAUCUGACCUUGAGAGUAUACAUUCAUUCUUAUAUUUUACAGAAACCAUGUGUUGUUGUUUAAGAAACUUCUAAAAUAGUCUUCUGAAAAAAUGUUUAAUUAGGACCUGGCAAAAGUUAAAACCCUUGGUAUCGAAAGAUCUUUAUUGUUAGGGCAUAGGUUACUCAUGGACACUGAAGAGUUAUAUGUAUUAACACAAAGUUAAUCUCGUAUUCAGAGCUGCUGCUGCUUCCCCCGCCCCCCCCCAAAAAAAAGGUUCAAGGUACCAUUCAUCUGAUGAAAUUUUGAUUACAGAGAUACAGGAAAAAAAUAAGAGAACUGAACCAUAGCAGAGGAAUUUUAUAGGGAGUCUGCAUCAGCAAAUUGUCGGAUUGCUCACUCUGUUGCGUGAAUUAGUAUCUGUGUUCCACGCAGUUGGGUCCUUGUUCACACUAGUAGCAAGGGAAUAUUUACUUAAGCCCCCAUCACCUCCUCUUCUACUUCCCCCUCCUCCUCCCAUAAUGUCAUUAUAUUCUCAUAAUUGCAACGCUGUGAAAACAUUAUAAUAAUCAUGGUUAAUGUUCCAACAAUGAGGUCUCUGCAAUUAGUCCAGUCCAGUACAUGUUGUUUCUUUACACUGACAUGUGUAUGUGUCUUCAUGCAGUCAGAUAAAACCAGUAGAACUCGGAACCUCACUAAAAAUCUAUAAUGUUCAUUAUCGGCUUUGGCCAACCUUGGUAGUGACUUUUUGCUUCUUGGGAUUCCACUGGCAGAUAAAUAAAAUAAACUUCUACCGUG